Wallemia ichthyophaga EXF-994 is the source of this 297-nucleotide messenger RNA. RefSeq lists its product as uncharacterized. NCBI's taxonomy places the organism in Eukaryota, Fungi, Basidiomycota, Wallemiomycetes, Wallemiales, Wallemiaceae. The coding region runs from base 1 to 297 and encodes 98 amino acids. The record is from RefSeq and is a predicted model, not a curated record. Gene Ontology annotation, molecular function: protein heterodimerization activity. Gene Ontology annotation, biological process: tRNA methylation; peptidyl-glutamine methylation; rRNA (guanine-N7)-methylation. The transcript is spliced from 3 exons.
AUGUGCAGAAUUGAAAUCAGAGAGCAGGAAUUCAACGCUGACUUCAUCAGAGCUUUCUUCCCUAAACUUGAUUAUGGUGUAUUGAAAUCGACGUUGGAAUCUCUCGGUGACGAUUCACUCAAACUUGAUAGCGUGGAGGAUAUUGACGGACAACCAGAAGAUUUCUUGAGACUGCUGCAUAAGGUUCUUCUGGAGAUGGAUGUUACCCAGGGAGAGAUGACGUGCGGUAACUGCCAGCAUAAAUACCAAAUCAAUGAAGGUAUUCCAAAUAUGCUACUUGGAGCAGAUGAGAUAUAG